This is a messenger RNA of Phascolarctos cinereus (koala), 2610 nucleotides long. It is a transcript of the gene MMP16, whose product is annotated as matrix metallopeptidase 16. NCBI's taxonomy places the organism in Eukaryota, Metazoa, Chordata, Mammalia, Diprotodontia, Phascolarctidae. Gene Ontology annotation, biological process: proteolysis; skeletal system development; collagen catabolic process. Gene Ontology annotation, cellular component: plasma membrane; extracellular matrix. The record is from RefSeq and is a predicted model, not a curated record. Gene Ontology annotation, molecular function: metalloendopeptidase activity; zinc ion binding.
UUGAAGCACAGUUCACUAUGAUCUUACUCACAUUCAGCACUGCAAGACGGUUGGAUUUCGUGCAUCAUUCCGGGGUGUUUUUCUUGCAAACCUUUCUGUGGAUUUUAUGGGCUACAGUCUGCGGAGCGGAGCAGUAUUUCAAUGUGGAGGUUUGGUUACAAAAGUACGGCUACCUUCCACCAACAGACCCCAGAAUGUCGGUGUUACGUUCUGCAGAGACCAUGCAGUCAGCUUUAGCUGCCAUGCAGCAGUUCUAUGGCAUUAAUAUGACAGGAAAAGUAGACCGAAACACAAUAGACUGGAUGAAGAAGCCUAGGUGUGGUGUGCCUGACCAGACUCGAGGAAGCUCCAAAUUUAAUAUUCGUCGAAAGCGAUAUGCACUAACAGGACAGAAGUGGCAACACAAGCACAUCACUUACAGCAUAAAGAACGUAACUCCAAAAGUAGGAGAUCCUGAAACACGUAAAGCUAUUCGCCGUGCCUUUGAUGUAUGGCAGAAUGUAACUCCUCUGACAUUUGAAGAAGUUCCCUACAGUGAAUUAGAAAAUGGCAAAAGGGAUGUGGACAUAACAAUCAUUUUUGCAUCAGGUUUUCAUGGAGACAGUUCUCCCUUUGAUGGAGAGGGAGGCUUUUUGGCACAUGCCUACUUCCCUGGACCAGGAAUUGGAGGAGAUACUCAUUUUGAUUCAGAUGAACCAUGGACCCUAGGAAAUCCUAAUCAUGAUGGAAAUGACCUCUUUCUAGUUGCAGUUCAUGAAUUAGGACAUGCUCUAGGGUUGGAACAUUCCAAUGACCCCACAGCAAUCAUGGCUCCAUUUUACCAGUAUAUGGAGACAGACAACUUUAAACUACCUAAUGAUGAUUUACAAGGCAUCCAGAAAAUAUAUGGUCCACCUGACAAGACCCCUCCACCAACAAGACCUCUACCAACAGUGCCCCCACACCGCUCUAUUCCUCCGCUAGACCCACGGAAGAAUGACAGGCCUAAACCUCCACGGCCUCCCACUGGCAAACCUUUCUAUCCUGGAGCCAAACCCAACAUCUGUGAUGGGAACUUCAACACUCUCGCCAUUCUCCGCCGAGAGAUGUUUGUUUUCAAGGACCAGUGGUUUUGGCGGGUGAGGAACAACAGAGUGAUGGAUGGAUACCCCAUGCAAAUUACUUAUUUCUGGCGGGGAUUGCCUCCAAGUAUUGACGCAGUAUAUGAAAACAGUGAUGGAAAUUUUGUCUUUUUUAAAGGUAACAAAUACUGGGUGUUCAAGGAUACCACUCUUCAACCAGGUUAUCCACAUGAUUUAAUAACACUUGGAAAUGGAAUUCCCCCUCAUGGCAUUGAUUCUGCCAUUUGGUGGGAAGAUGUGGGGAAGACCUACUUCUUCAAGGGUGAUAGAUACUGGAGAUAUAGUGAAGAAAUGAAAACCAUGGAUCCUGGCUAUCCAAAACCUAUCACAAUAUGGAAAGGUAUCCCAGAGUCUCCUCAGGGAGCCUUUGUACACAAAGAAAAUGGCUUCACAUAUUUCUAUAAAGGAAAAGAGUACUGGAAAUUCAAUAACCAGGUACUUAAGGUAGAACCUGGGUAUCCCAGAUCUAUCCUCAAGGAUUUUAUGGGCUGUGAAGGACCAACAGACCGGGACAAAGAACGACAUAGCCCACAAGAUGACGUAGAUAUUGUCAUCAAACUGGACAACACAGCCAGCACUGUGAAAGCCAUAGCUAUUGUCAUCCCCUGCAUCCUGGCCUUAUGCCUCCUUGUAUUGGUUUACACAGUGUUCCAAUUCAAGAGGAAAGGAACACCCCGUCACAUACUGUACUGCAAACGCUCUAUGCAAGAGUGGGUGUGAUAAAGGGCUUUUUUUUUUUCCUUUCUUUCCCAGGAGUUUGUGGUAACUUGAGAUUCAACACAAGAGCUGUUAUGCUGUUUCCUAGCUAGGAGCAGGCAUCCGUCAGCCUGGAUCAGGGCUGAUCUUUAAAACCCAGGGGGUUGCCUGUCCUGCGCCUGAGUGUGAAUUCACUCGUGUGGGAAGCUUCCAUGACACACAGUAUCUGCCGUUUCUUCAGUCCUUUGUCUCUCUUCGUCAUUCAGUUCUAGGCCUUUCCUCUGCACGCUCAAUGCCCAAUACAGUUUUAGGAUUAACUAAAGAAGAGGAAAAACAACAAAAAAGAAGAUUAUUCUUAAUGAUUUCAAACAUUAUCCCCUACUUUAACCCCUCCGAGCCCCCAGAAGCUUGAUCACAUUUCUGGAGGGGAAAAAAAAAAAAGAAGUUUUUGCUUACAAAAAAGUUUUGAACAAGACAACCCAUAAUUGAACUUUCAGGAAAGUGUGAAGACCCAAAACAGCUUUGUCUCCAAAGAGGAUUGUUUUCUGUCUGCUAUGGAUCUAGUCCUUUACUCCUACACGUAAUUUUUUGUCUGGUGGGAGACCUGGAUGACACAUGCAGGACAUUAGACUGUUUGGACAGCCAUUUUCCAACCAACCAGGGGCCAAAAUAUCUGCAAUAUAGUGACAGCCUUAAUGAUACAUCCAUUUUGCGUUUUAUACAGCUGUUUGGAGCUAUGUCCUCAAUGUUUUAUCACAUUUAUAUCCAUAUAACUAAAUUCAAACAGAACCUU